Messenger RNA from Rubroshorea leprosula, 626 nucleotides. The record is from the annotation of a GenBank genome assembly. NCBI's taxonomy places the organism in Eukaryota, Viridiplantae, Streptophyta, Magnoliopsida, Malvales, Dipterocarpaceae.
CUCUUCUUUCCCCUUUUCUCUCAUUUCUCUCUUGCUUCGGCCUCCCUUCUUGGGCGCUGCGUUUGUUUUGAUUGGAAGCCUUUGAGCUUCCAAGGUUUUGAUGCUUGAGCCGCUGGGCUCCCGGGCCGCUCAAACAUGCUGGAGCCGACCUGUGCUCUCUCCUCCGAUGACCCUUCGGGAUCCGGUGAACCUUGGCUCUUUCCUGUUGAUCUUGGUAGGGGCUCGUUGGUUUUUUCUGUUUUUUUGUUCUGUUAGGUGCAAAUCCGGAGGCCUUCUUUCUCCUCCUGCGGAUUUGAGGCGGCGCGCGCGAGGGCUACCAGAUCUGACGCCCACCGUGGCUCUCCUGCUAGUUCUGAGGGACUUCUGCCACCUGUUCGGGUUACCGCCCCUGCAUCCUGGAGCCUUGCGCUAUUUCUUCAAGGGUAGAUAGAAGGGUGUCCCAUAUGGAUCGGUCGACCGAAGGCCGUGGUAUUUCCGAAGUCGUUCGUGGUUGUUCGAGUGUUGAGUGCACCUCCCUUCAGCCUCUGGAUAUGAGUCUACUCUGAUCUUUUGUUCCAGUUGUUUUACUAUUUGUUAUCUUUGUAGAUGCUGUAUGGCGAUCUUUGUAAUGAAACCAUUCCUUUAUG